AUGAACAAACUCUUGUUCUUACGUAUCGUUGAACGACUUUCUGCUGAAGUUCCAUACUUUCGACAACGACAAGAUGCUACUGGAAGGUUCGGUCUCUCUGCACUACAAAAAGCUACAGCAGCAAUUCGUAUGAUGGCAUAUGGUUGUGCAGCUGAUGCAUAUGACGAAUACCUCCGGCUUGCUGAAAGCACUGCGAUGUUAUGCUUGGAACAGUUCGUUGAAGGAGUUAUUAAUUUAUUUGGAGAUGAGUACCUCCGAAGACCCACAGUAGAAGAUCUUCAACGACUACUCGCUCUUGGAGAGUGGCGCGGAUUUCCCGGGAUGAUAGGCAGCAUAGAUUGUAUGCAUUGGGAGAGGAAGAAUUGCCCGACCGCAUGGAAAGGUACAUUAAACGAUAUCAAUGUCCUCGAUCGCUCACCAGUUUUUGAUGACAUAUUACAUGGUAUAGCUCCUAAAGUGAAAUACUUUGUCAAUGGACAAGCAUAUCAUAUGGCUUACUAUCUCACAGAUGGUAUUUAUCCAAAUUGGGCGACUUUUAUCCAAUCAAUUUCACACCCACAAGAUCCGAAAGAAUCCUUAUUUGCUACAUGUCAAGAAGCCACACGUAAAGAUGUCGAGCGUGCUUUUGGCGUUUUGCAAGCUCGAUUUGCCAUAGUCAGAAAUCCAGCUCUUUUUUUGAGUAAGGAAAAAAUUGGAAAGAUAAUGAGAGCAUGUAUCAUACUGCACAAUAUGAUAGUAGAAGACGAACGAGAUUUGUCCACUCAAUUUGAUGAAGCAACAUUCACACGAGCAGAUCCAAGCAGAACUUCACAAGUGGAUCUCUCAUAUUCUACAGAUAUACCUUCAAAUCUCACUAACAUAAUGAGCAGAAGAAAAGACGUUCGUGAUCCAGACGUACAUCGAAGAUUGAAAGCUGAUUUGGUUGAGAAUAUAUGGCAAAAAUUCGGAACCAAUUAA
Molecule: messenger RNA, 957 nt
Organism: Camelina sativa (false flax)
Lineage: Eukaryota; Viridiplantae; Streptophyta; Magnoliopsida; Brassicales; Brassicaceae
Source: RefSeq, a predicted model, not a curated record